CUUGAGGAUCGGCUCUCUUCUUUAGCUGCCACUUGCCGUUCUUUUAAUCUGAACACUUCAAGCUUUCCUUCCAACUCUUCAUCAAACCAACCAGAUUAUUUAUCAGAUUUAUCUUUGCAUCUUGUCGGAUUUAAGAGAAGAGCUUAUCGGAAGACGUUAUCGAGGUGCCACAUUUAUCUGAGUAUUUUGAGUUCAGCUAUUAUCAGGUGCCUUAAGAAAAUGAGGAGAACCCGUGGUCGUCCAGUUGGUAGCAACAAUGAGCAAGGAAACAAUCACGAGCAGGAUUUAGCAGGAUUAGUAGCGCAACUUCAGAGACAGUUGCAGGAGCAGCAACAAACCAUCGACCGUUUGACCGCGAACAAUCAAAGGGGCGGUGGUGAAGGGGGAAAUGCUGGAAAUAAUCAUGCUAGGGGACACUGAGCACCAAGACAAGAACCUCUGAUGAUCACAUGGAGGAAGAUCAAGCCCGCGGAUUUCGAGGGGGGUCCAUACCCUCUAGCUGCUCAGGGAUGGCUGAAGACCGUGGAAGGCAUUGCUAAUGGGUUGGAACUAACAGAUAAUGACAAGGUUCGAUGUGCAUCUUACAGCCUCACCAUGGAUGCUCGAAUAUGGUGGGAGACCGUGGAAACAAGGUACAACAUCGCGCAGAUGACAUGGGAGCAGUUCAAAGAGGAGUUCACCAACCAGUAUUUCAACGCUAGUGUCACUCGUAGGUACCGGGAUGAGCUUCAGAGUCUACGCCAGGGAACCAUGGAUGUUACAACCUUGGCGGCAAAAUUUCAGAGACUGCUACGUAUUUGUCCUACAGCUGCCCCGACGGAAAGAGAUAAGGUGAGGAUGUUCCCGGCAGCUCUUAGGAAGGAUAUAGCAGUUCACUUGGAGAAUGGCAAUCAGACUCCAUCUACACUAGCUGACUGUGUUUUUAUAGCAACUCAAAAGGAGUACUACAUCUCUAGCGGUCCAGUACCCGCUCAGCCGCAGCCUGUGCCUUCGCAGUCAAAGAAUCAGUCACAACGACACAUGAACAAUUCGAAGAGUAACAAGAAGAGAAACUUCACGGGCAAUGAUGGAAAAGGAGCUGGUCGUCAUCAGGGACACCAAAAUAAACAGAUGAAAUUUCCACAGUGUGCAUAUUGUGGCCGUAAUCAUCCAGGCCAAUGCAGAUUGGGUUCUAGAGCCUGCUACACUUGCGGCCUUGAAGGCCAUAUGUCGAGAGAUUGUCCAAGAAAGAAUCAACAAAACUACCAGAUCACUCACAUGCCAAGAAAUCCAACACCUUCAGCGGCUGUCCAUAAUAUGCAGGCUUAUCUAGAAGGACCAUCCAUCCAGCAAGGGCGUCUUGAGGCACCACCAGAGGCUCCGGUUGCUAGAGUGUUCACAAUCUCGAAAGAGGAGGCAUCGAUAAAUCCCGGUGUUGUCACAGGUCAGAUACUUGUUCUUAAUAGAUACGCUAAUGUGCUAUUUGACACUGGAGCCACACAUUCCUUUGUAUCUCUUGAGUUUGCUAGAUCGUUAGCAGCACAUCAAGAUAAGUUAGAUUGUAAGUUCACCACAGCACUUCCGUCAGGAGAGAUCAUGUUGUCGACUCAUUGGUUACGAGCAGUGCCAAUGAGUAUUGCAGGGAGAGAGUUAUUUGUGGAUCUAAUCGUGCUUGAUAUGAGAGAUUAUGACGUGAUUCUCGGCAUGGAUUUUCUGCAGAAGUAUAGUGCUUCAAUUAUAUGCCGAAAAAGAAUUGUUAGUUUUGCGCCUGCAGGGUCUAAUCCUUUCUUGUUUCUUGGGGAGCCAAAAGGAUCAGGGAAAGUGAUGAUUUCUGCAUUGCAAGCAAGGAGACUUAUUCGGAGUGGAUGUGAAGCUUUCUUAGCUCACAUUGUAGACAAGAGCAUUGGAGAACCCAUUCAGUUAUCUGAAGUUCCAAUUGUGGAGGAUUACAGUGAUGUUUUUCCCGAAGAUCUUCCUGGACUACCACCGAGUAGAGAGAUUGAGUUCGAGAUUGAGCUGCUGCCCGGUACUGCACCAAUAUCUAGAGCACCAUAUCGAAUGGCCCCAGUGGAGUUACAAGAACUCCACAAACAGUUGCAGGAGUUGCUAGAGAAGGGUUUCAUUCGGCCCAGUUACUCACCGUGGGGAGCUCCAGUAUUGUUCGUGAAAAAGAAGGAUGGCACAAUGAGGUUGUGCAUAGAUUAUAGAGAGCUCAAUAAAGUGACUAUCAAGAAUAGGUAUCCCCUGCCUAGAAUUGAUGACCUGUUUGACCAGUUGAAGGGAGCGGUGAUUUUCUCCAAGAUCGACCUUCGUUCAGGGUAUCAUCAGCUAAGAAUCAAGGAAGGUGACAUCCCAAAAACAGCUUUCAGGUCGCGGUAUGGACACUAUGAAUGUGUGGUUAUGCCUUUCGGCCUGACUAAUGCUCCAGCGGCGUUCAUGGAUUUGAUGAAUAGAGUGUUCAGGGAGUUUCUUGACAAGUUUGUCAUUGUUUUCAUUGAUGAUAUUUUGAUCUACUCAGAGUCCAAGGAGGAGCAUGAAAAACACUUGAGAGAAGUACUGGAGACACUGAGAAAACUUAAGCUAUAUGCUAAGUUUUCAAAGUGUGAGUUCUGGCUUGAUCAUGUAGCAUUCCUUGGCCACGUAGUUUCAAAGCAGGGAGUUUCGGUAGAUCCCUCAAAGGUAGCAGCUGUCCGAGAUUGGAGCAGGCCGAAGAAUGCGAAAGAAGUUCAAAGUUUCUUAGGCCUUGCGGGGUAUUAUAGGAAGUUUGUGGAAGGCUUCUCUGCUAUAGCUCUUCCAUUGACUACCUUGACUCGUAAGGGUAAGAAAUUUGAGUGGACUGAUCGUUGUGAGAAGAGUUUCCAAGAGCUGAAAGAUAGGUUGACAUCUGCACCCAUUUUAGCACUCCCAGAAGGCAAGGAAGGGUUUGUUAUCUACACAGACGCAUCGAAGAUGGGACUUGGAGCAGUUCUUAUGCAUAAUGAACGAGUUAUUGCUUAUGCGUCUCGGCAACUCAAAGACUAUGAAGCGAAUUAUCCUACCCAUGACUUGGAGUUGGCAGCAGUGAUACAUGCGUUGAAGAUUUGGAGACAUUACUUGUAUGGAGUCCAGUGCAAGAUCUUCACUUAUCACAAAAGUCUGAAAUACAUAUUCACACAGAAGGACCUCAACAUGAGGCAAAGAAGGUGGCUUGAGCUAGUGAAAGACUAUGAUUGUGAGAUCCUUUAUCAUCCGGGGAAAGCCAACAAGGUAGCAGAUGCACUUAGUAGGAAGUCUUCUGCAACAGUAAUGUCCAUGAUGGUAAUGGAUCCAAGGCUGAGGAAGGAAAUUGAAGAUUUUGAGUUGGAGAUUGUAGGUGGGCGACUAGCAACUAUGACAGUGACUCCAUCAAUAUUUGAGGACAUGGCUAUGAAGCAAGAACUUGAUCCCGAGUUAGUUAAGUUGAAGGAGUGCGUCAAGGAGGGAAAAUGUCCUGAGUUUCGUUUGGAUGAGAAUGGGAGAUUAUUACUCCAAAACAGGUUGUGCAUCCCGGACAUCGAGGGGUUGAGGAAGCAGAUUAUGAAGGAGGCUCAUGAGACACCAUUCACUAUGCAUCCUGGUUCGACCAAGAUGUACCACGACUUGAAGGAAAGCUUUUGGUGGUCAGGGAUGAAGAAAGAUGUUGCAAAGUUCGUUCAAGCAUGUUUGACGUGUCAACAAGUUAAGGCUGAACAUCAAAGACCAGGUGGAGAACUUCAGCCUAUCCAGAUUCCAGAGUGGAAAUGGGAUGAGAUAUCAAUGGAUUUUAUUAUGGGUUUGCCGAAGACAACUGGAGGUUAUGACGCUAUAUGGGUUAUAGUGGACAGAUUGACUAAAUCUGCUCAUUUUAUCCCAAUUUCAGCAAGUAUUUCUUUGGAGAAGUUGGCAAAAAUAUAUAUACAGGAGAUUGUUAGAUUGCAUGGUGUUCCGAAGAGUAUUAUUUCAGACAGAGAUUCCAGAUUUACGUCUCACUUUUGGAAGUGUGUACAACAAUCAUUGGGCACGAAAUUGAAGUUUAGUACUGCUUUUCAUCCUCAGACAGAUGGCCAGACGGAGAGGACAAAUCAGAUUUUAGAGGAUAUGUUACGGGCAUGCGCUCUUGAUUUUCAAGGAGGAUGGCCUAAAUACCUUAGUUUGGCAGAAUUUGCUUAUAAUAAUAGUUAUCAAGCAACCAUCUGCAUGGCUCCAUAUGAGGUGUUGUAUGGGAGAAGGUGUAGAUCUCCCAUAUCAUGGUAUGAAACAUGAGAAAAGAAGGUUCUAGAAGAGGAGUUACAAGGAAGGACUGAGUUGAUUGAUGAGACCUCUGAAGCUAUUAAGACUAUCAGACAAAGGAUAGAAUCUGCCCAGUGCAGACAGAAAAGUUAUGCAGAUGUUCGAAGGAGACCUCUAGAAUUCGAAGUGGGCGAUUUUGUUUUUGUCAAGAUAGCCCCGAUGAAGGGCGUGAUGCGAUUUGGGAAGAAAGGAAAGCUUAGCCCUAGAUUCACCGGACCAUAUGAGAUCACUAGACGAGUUGGGAAGGUAGCUUAUGAGCUCGCGCUACCUGAGGAGUUUUCUGGCAUUCAUAAUGUCUUCCAUGUUUCGAUGUUGAGAAAAUACUUUGCUGAUCCGGAACAUGUUUUGAUACCCCCCAUAAUAGAAGUGCAAAAUGAUUUAUCUUACGAGGAGAAACCAGUACAAAUUCUUGAUUGUGAGGUUAGACGUCUUCGGAACAAAGAGAUAGCUCUAGUAAAAGUACUGUGGCGAAAUCAGAAAGUUGAACAAGCUACUUGGGAGGUCGAGGAUGACAUGAGACGUCGUUAUCCGGAGUUGUUCUAAGUUUCGAGGACGAAACUUUUAUAAGGUGGGAGGGAUUGUAACACCCCGAUUUUUUUUAAUGAGCUAACUAUUUUAAUAAUUAGUUAUUAUUUAUUUUAGUCAAUUAAAUAAGUUUCUUCUAUGAUUAAUGUGAUAUAUUGUUUAACAUAUUUUAUUUGUACAGAUAACGUCGUCCGGAAAGCUCAUAUAAUUUUAAGUGAGGAAAUAAUUAAUAUUUCAUAUUAUUAGUAUAUUACUAAAAUGGAGAACAUAAUAAUUUGAAGUUUAAAAAAAAAAUGUUUUAAUGUUUUAUCAGAUUUACUGAAAGGGAAAAUGUUUUUGAAACAAUUAUUUUAAAGAUAAUUAGAGGCCCGAAGUUGUUAACUUGGCCCAGAUAAAUGUGUUUAAAGCUGAAAUCCCUAGAAAGGCAAAAUAGAAUAUUUAACCAUCCGUAAAGCUUGAGGAUCGGCUCUCUUCUUUAGCUGCCACUUGCCGUUCUUUUAAUCUGAACACUUCAAGCUUUCCUUCCAACUCUUCAUCAAACCAACCAGAUUAUUUAUCAGAUUUAUCUUUGCAUCUUGUCGGAUUUAAGAGAAGAGCUUAUCGGAAGACGUUAUCGAGGUGCCACAUUUAUCUGAGUAUUUUGAGUUCAGCUAUUAUCAGAUACUAAGGGUAAGGCCAAGGCCUAGGAAGAUGAUGAGGGAGUGGAACGCGUGCCAAGAUGAGUUAACGGGAACGACCUUGGCGGCUUCUAGCUAGUUUUUAUUUUACUCCAGUAUUUCAGUUGUUAGAAUAAAAGAUUAUUAUUACUUUACAAUCUAAUGGCAAACUUGUUUCUUCAAAAGUUUAUAACUUGCUUAGAGUUAAGGCAUCCACCCGUUGGUGGAUGUCCUUUAUUUGGAAAAAUUACAUCCCCCCAAGUUUUCCUUCACAACUUGAUUGGCAUUCCGAAAUAGGUUGGCUACAAAUGAUAAUCUCCUUCAAUUAGAUGUAGUUAACAUUUGUGCCUUGUGUAAGGCUGGGCUGGAAACUGUCCCACACCUAUAUUUUGAAUGCCCUUUUGCAGGUAAAGUUUGGAGAUUGGUCAAAGAUUGGUUGAAAAUUCCAAGGCAUAUGGGCGCUUUGACGAGUUCGGUCAAGUGGAUAAACAAGGAGAGGAGUGGAGCUACCAUCCAAGCAAAGACAGCUAGGAUUGCUUUCUGCUUCUCAGUUUACUGAAUCUGGAGGGUCAGAAACGUUGCAAGAUUUGAUGGAAUACUACCAAAGGAAGAAGAAGUUUUUGCACGGAUAAAGUACAUUGUGUACAAAGUUUUGUAUAGUAUUUACCCACAAGACUUGGUGGUGUUUUGAUAAACUUUCUGCCGUUUGCAUGUCUUUUUGGCCGAGAAUUAGCUUGAGUAGCUAAAUUAGGCUUGGUUACUAUAGUGGCAGCCAUAUUUUUGGAGGUGAUGGGUUAUCCAAUCUUUGGAUAACCUGCAAUUUUGCUCACCCUUUUUGAUGUACAUAUAAACUCUUUGGAUGGUCCUCAAUAUAUACUUACUGUUCAUCG
Molecule: messenger RNA, 6337 nt
Organism: Cuscuta europaea
Lineage: Eukaryota; Viridiplantae; Streptophyta; Magnoliopsida; Solanales; Convolvulaceae
Source: the annotation of a GenBank genome assembly